CUGCUCAAAAUCUGCCGCUCGGCGCUCGAGCCGCUGUGGCCCCAGUCCCAGCAGCCCAGCGCUCGCUGGGCAGCACAUCCGGGCAGCCGUGCGACGAGGGGAUGGGCCUGUUAAGUAAAAUCAAGGCCCUGGGCAGCCUUACCACCAAAAGGAAGUACUCAAAACAAGAGCUCGCAUUCAUCGAGGAAGCGCGAAGAGCACUUAUCGAUUGGGGCGUCGCCUGCGAGACGGCGGGACCGGCAGAAGUAGAAGCUCUAUAUCUCCUGGAGCAGCGCAAAGUGCGUAUUUAUGUGGCCGGCACCGACGCCGCCGACACGGCCCUCUUGUUGAGACAAAUUUCCGAGGCCAUCGGCGCAUCGACGAAGCCGGACACUUUGUUGUUGGAGGCGGCCGCACGGGUCGCGACGGGCGUAGUGUUACUGGAAGCGGCCGACGUCAAGUUCGUACGAUUACCGGACGACCCGGACCGCUGGCGCGACGGCGCCGCGGCGAUCCUCUUCGUCACGAGCUUCUCAAGUGUUGAUGGGCUCGACGACGCACUGUCGCGGUACGGCUCCAUCGCCCGGUCGUUCGAAGGCGUUGCCUUGCAUUUGGUGGCAAACACGUGCGACUUCGAGGUCUAUGGUCUGGAGCUGAGCAUAAAUCAAAUUUUCACGGCGGCUUUACUCACUGGUUGAUCUGUGCACAGGUCUGAAGGAUUCUAGGCGGGAAAACAACAACUACGAGGCCGCGAAGCAGUCCACCCUGGAUAGCUACCGGCGCCUGUCGGACGCGCAGGGCCGCGUCUUUUACAACCACGCCCUCGACUUUGAAGAGAUGGGCACCGUGGGGACCUUCGUGGAUCAGUUCCUCGAGGUGACGUUGCGCCAGCUCCUGCCGGACGAUGAGGACGAGGCCGACGACGAUAAACCGAUCCUCGAGGAGCCGCCCGAGCCGCGCCUGUCGCACGCCGAGCAGGUCAAGCUGGCCAUCGAGAACCUCCCGCCGCCGCCGCCGCCCUCGGAAUACCCGCUGCGCGUCAUCGUCGAGCAGGAGGAGGGCGCCGAGAACGAGAUCACGGGCAAGGUCGAGGACGCGCCCGAGGAAGAGCCGGCGCCCGAACCCCCGUCGGGUGUCGAGGCCACAGACCGUUUCCGGGCCAAGUUCGAGGAGUCCCUCUUCCAGCAGCUCGUCACGAAGGGACUGGACGAGGAAACGGCGCGGGCGCGCGCCAAGGAGAAGGCCGCGGCCCUGCCGGCGCGCGUCGCGAAGCCGCCGCCCGUCGCGCCGGAGAAGGGCGAGGCGCGAGCAUGGCGCGCCAGCGGGCUCGAGGUCCGUUCGACGCCCGCCGACGCGUUCGUGCCAGUGUGGAAAUCAACCAGUCGCGUCGAUGGCGUGGGACCUCGACGCCGCCGAGCAGACGCAGUUAUGGAGACAACAUCGCACGCAGGUACCGGGACAAAUACCGCUCGGACGACGUCGAGGCGCUGCGGCGCGACCUCGACGCGUCGUUGGACUGAGACCGGCCCUCCCCUGAUGACCGAUCCCUCGGGAGGAUAAUCACACAGACCUUAUGUCCGACGGGGGAGGGGGGAUAGACUCGAUA
This is a messenger RNA of Pelagomonas calceolata, 1585 nucleotides long. NCBI's taxonomy places the organism in Eukaryota, Pelagophyceae, Pelagomonadales, Pelagomonadaceae. The record is from the annotation of a GenBank genome assembly.